CGCGUGUGCGGACUCAGGGGCUGGGCCGCGGCUAUAAGUGGGCGGUGCGGGCGGUUCGGCUGAACCUCCUGCGUCGGAGUACGCUUCUGUCUUGCAGCGACGGUCUGGGUUGUGACCUCGUGCUCUCAUCGGCGUUGGCGGACUCUCCUCCCGACUCCUGGACGACCUGCAGUUUCUGCGAGCGGGCUACUCCCGGCCCUUCCGCCUGGAGCAUCCAGAGGCCUUCCAGAAGCAGAAGACAGCUCUGCUGCUCUACACAGGAGUGGGAUCCUUUCAGCUAUGAAGCAUAUGUUGAACCUGUAUUUUGUAGGGGUGGUGCUGACCCUCCUUUCCAUCUUCGUGAGACUGAUGGAGUCACUGGAGGGCUUACUGGACAUCCCAUCGCCCAGGAGCUCCUGGACCACCAGAGGUCAACUAGCCAGCGCAGAACCCAAGGGCUUUCCAGAACAUCCACCCAGAGAGGUGUGAUAAGACCUCCCUCCACCGGCUGUAACCUUGGAACAUUGACCUAAAUCUGUUCAUCCAGGUGUCCAGUUCCCAGCAGGCAAGCUCAGCAUCAAUGUUACCAGAGAACUGUUACUAGGCUCUUGAAGGGCCCCUCCAUCUGAACGCUUGCCUUGGAAAAAGAGCCUGUUUAGUAGUGUGGGCAGCUUGCCUGUGGCUGUGGGAUGGGGUGAUUUUGCUCUUCUUCCCAGAGUCUGCCACACUCCUUGUUGUCCUUGGCAGUGUGGCUCUGACCUCUCUUAGAUGAGGGCUUGUGCUCCAGCUUCAGCUGUCGGCAGAUGAUGGUGUUUUCAGCCCUACUUCCUAAACUUCUGCCAAGAGUUCCUUUGGACUUGGGUGGCUUAUGAUCAAUUUCUUGGUGUUUGGCUUCUCUUUCACAUGAGCGCCUCUGUGUGUGUGUGUGGAGGUUGAAGAGGUAUGAGGUGUGUGCACUGGGUGUAGGGAUGGGGAAGACAGAGUGUUCAGUGCCCAGUUCCCAUUGUUUUACAUUUUUAAGUCCUUCCUCCAAUGCAGUGUGUCUGCAUGUGUACUGGUCUGAAGGGGACAGUGGGGAUUACAGCCACCAUGUGGCUUAAGUGAAGUUUUCUAAUGAAAUAAAGUUGAAUAUAUACUUCCAA
This is a messenger RNA of Phyllostomus hastatus (greater spear-nosed bat), 1121 nucleotides long. It is a transcript of the gene HILPDA, whose product is annotated as hypoxia inducible lipid droplet associated. Gene Ontology annotation, cellular component: lipid droplet. The record is from RefSeq and is a predicted model, not a curated record. NCBI's taxonomy places the organism in Eukaryota, Metazoa, Chordata, Mammalia, Chiroptera, Phyllostomidae. Gene Ontology annotation, biological process: positive regulation of lipid storage; positive regulation of cytokine production; autocrine signaling.